AGAGAGAGCGGGAUAUGUUGGGGUUGUCGGAAUCUAACCAUCUUCACAUCCCUCAAAAGCUUGUGCCUGAAACAUUUGCGAGUGAGUGGUGAAGAUAUCAAGCUGUUCCUGCGUGAGCUCCCGUCGUUGGAGCUAUUGAGCAUCUGCUGCGCGAAUCUCACCUCUCAUGUUGAGGUUUGUGGUGCAACUCUCGCGUUGAAGCACUUGGAGAUACUCCACUGCAAGGGUGGGAAAUCCGUGAAAGUUUCUGCUCCAAAUCUUACUUUGGCGACGGAUCAACGAAGCUGUUGGCUGUGAAUGUCCCAAAACCCAUUGCGGCAUUCUUUAGCUAUGCUGGAAGUAUAGAUAAUGCACCGCAUUUUGUUUCUGCAAUAUCUCGCUGCAAAAACCUACUAAAAACUCUCACCUUAUCUCUCUGUGAUUCCAUGUCGCUUUUCUCGAAUGUUGCCUUUCCUCGUAUGCCUAACUUGGAGAGGUUAGUCCUUACAUAUACUGGAGUGCAGCAUGUGUACAAUGCCCUGCCAUUAACUGCUUUAUUAUGGGCAUUUCCUCUUCUUCAAGAAUUCAAAUUAGAGUUUGCAAAUCGUGUGUCUUAUUUUGAGACAGAUAUAAGGAAUAUUAAAAGAUCUCGACACUAUUGCCUCAAAGUGUUCGAGGUCAGAGGAUUUUGUGGGGACUCUGGUGCUCACAUCGAAUUGGUGAAAUGCAUUUCGGAUAAUUGCCUUGCGCUCCAAAAAAUCAUUCUUGAUUGCAGACCAAUCUUUCCCACGACGAGGGCUUCUAAAGUGGAUUUACAAAUGGCUAAGGACUAUAUCAAAGGCAAGCUUCAAGGCAAAAUAUAUGACGACAUUAAACUGUUUUUCGUUAAAUAUUGCUGUUUUAUUUGUCAGUUUAAACCAAGAUUUUUAAGUUAACUGCCCUUCGAUUA
Salvia miltiorrhiza (redroot sage) is the source of this 928-nucleotide messenger RNA. RefSeq lists its product as uncharacterized. Lineage: Eukaryota; Viridiplantae; Streptophyta; Magnoliopsida; Lamiales; Lamiaceae. The record is from RefSeq and is a predicted model, not a curated record. The transcript is spliced from 3 exons. The coding region runs from base 426 to 914 and encodes 162 amino acids.